Molecule: messenger RNA, 1866 nt
Organism: Stylonychia lemnae
Lineage: Eukaryota; Ciliophora; Spirotrichea; Sporadotrichida; Oxytrichidae
Source: the annotation of a GenBank genome assembly
AUGAAAGUUCAACAAACUGGUCAUCUUAAUGCAAGUGCAGAGGUUUCUCACAGAAGCUCAGUCCAGAAAAAUGUAGACACUCAACAAAAUCAGUAGAAUUAGCAACCAAAUUAGAAGGCUCAAAUGGCUGAGAUAAGAACUGAGAACUUCUAAGAUUAUAAAGCACUUCUAAAAAUAUAGAAACCAAAUGUUGCUCUUAGAUACAUGAAGCUUGCUCUUAAAAAUGAAGUCGAAACCAAACAGCCUUUGCAUAGUAAAGCUAUUAAGUACGUUGAAAGUGCAAUUGAUGACUAUAGAAAUGUUUUACAUUAGAUAAAAAAUGGUGUCUCAUUCACAAAUGGAUAGACUGAAUUGACUGUAGCACAUAUGCUUCAAUUUUUGAGUAUUGCUUAUUACAAUCUAGGGGUUGAGCAUGAGCAUAUGAAGAACUAUAAUAAUGCAAUUGACAACUUUGAAAUCGCACUGGAAAACUGCUUGAACUCAACCUAAGGUAAUCUGCUAUCAUAGCAGAUUCACUAAGCCCUUUCAGAAGUUAGGACCAAACAUGAAUAAGCUUAAUCAGUACAUGAUAGAAGAAUAAAUCUAAGAUAGACUAAUAGAACAAUGAAAUUCUUUAAAGAUCAAACUCAUCUAUUCGCUAUUGAUACAACGAGGCAAGAAAGGUUUAAGAAGCAACUAUCAUUUCUUAAAUAAAGUUCUUAGUAAUCUAGAGAUCACCUUGAAGAGGUUGUAAUCUAAUCAUAAAAGUUACAGAAAAAAUAUCAAUAAGAGACAUAUCAAAGGUUCUUGCAAAAGAAUACUUAAAAAGCUAAUUAAAGUUAAGAUUCUCAUAGAGAAAAAGAUUAUAUCUUUAAGUAAAAUAAAGAUCUUGAAUUGCCUUCUACGAGAGGCAGUUACUUCAGAGGUACUAGCAAUCACACUCCAAUGCAUGGCUUAAUCACAUAGUAUCCAACUUCAAAAGCUUCGUAAAGGACAAAAACAGCCAAUACAACUUAGUUUAGGAUGUCUGAGAUGUCAUCUUCUCAAAUGAACCAUAAGCCAGUAGAGCUUAUAACUUAGAUGAACAGAUAUGGUUUGAUGAGUCCAAGUGAUGCACCUUAAAUUGAUUUUGAAAAAUUUCGAAAGAGUUUGCAAAUGAAUAACUAUAAAUAAGAAAAAGAUUAAGUGAAUUAGAUGGAUAUAAAAAGAAAAGAUAUCAUGUCGCAAAGUGUUAAGAGAACUUCAAUAUACUCAUUUGAUAAGUAAAACUAAAAGAUUAAAUCUUAAUUUGAGCAUAAUGAAGAAAACAAUGCGCAGGGUGAUGAUGGGGAAGUUAUUCAUGGUUCAAAGCGAGAAAUAAAAACCACUGCCAAAUAAUCACGAAAACCAACAAUGAAUAAAACCUUUUAUAGUUAGGUUAAUAAAAGAGCUCUAAAUGAUUCUGGCUUAGCAUAACCUAAUUUUAAUGGGCAAGUUGAUAAUUCAGAUAUUUUGAGUGCAGGAGAAAAAUAACAUAAAUUACUAAGCAAACCUCAAUUUGUAUAAAAUCAAGUACUGAAAAAGCAUUAUUAAAAGUACAAAAUGAAUUUCAAUGAAAUUCUAGUGAAUAAAGGAGCAGCUCAUCAAAGAAGUUUCAUGGACGAUGGAAUUGGAUAGGAGUAGUUAACUUAGUCUCAGUUCAAAGACCCUAAUUAAUCUUUUGAAGAAAACUUGGCCAAAAUAAAAAAUAGAAACUACUAUAGCAAACAUUUUACAAACUAAAAAGAAGACCCAAUUUACAAAAGACUAAGCAUAGGUUCCCCACCUGACUAUGAUUACUAUAAAAUUCAAGACCUUAACAAGUACAUAUUAGCUUAGAGUGUUGUUUAAGGUAAUUAAGUCGCAUGA